AUGAGUAAAUUGAGAAGAGGUCAAACGUCGAUCUGGUCUGUCAUUGUGGCAGUUUUUUCUAUUGGAGCUAUGGCUGGGUCAUUUUUAGUCAGUUUUCUUACUGCUAGGGUAGGUCGAAAACGUGGUCUGUAUGUAGCGUACGCUGUCCUUCUUUUUGGAGCUGCGCUUGCAAUCAUAUCUUAUCACGUUUGCUCUUAUGAGCUACACGUUGUUGCUAGAAUUGUACUCGGUAUCGGAACUGGCUUAAGUCUUGGUACUGGAUCGAUAUUGUUAAAUGAAAGCAGUUACCUGAUGAUAAAGGGAAGAGAGGAUGAAGCAAGAAAGGCAAUACUGUUUUUCCAUAGCUGCAAGAUUGGAGCCGUCGAUGCGGUUAUGAACGAAAUCAAAGAAAAUUUGAAAUUGUGUUCUAAGAUGCAGUCUUUGAUAAGUGUUUUCAAAGAAAAGUAUUCGAGGCAUGGGGUAUUGGUUGGAGUUGUGAUAGCUGCAACUGCGUGUUUCACUGGAAACACAGUGAUAAAUGCUUUUGCCGUGGAAAUUUUAAAGAAUGUUGGACUACCUACUACUGCUGCUUAUUUUGGCAAUAUAGGUUUAGUCGCAGUCAUUGUGGUUGGGCAUGUAUUAUCAUCAGUAAUUGUUGAUCUUUUUGGUAGACGUCCGUUAGCUCUGACUUCUUCCAUUACGAUUGUGUUUCUAAACAUUAUUUCUGUCAUACUUAUGCACUGCUUCCAAGUCUACGGGCAUUUAUCUCUUGGCUAUGCACUUGUCGCUGUUAUCGCCGUAUUUCAACUAUUUUUCUCAAUUGGAGUAGGCCCGAUGUGCUUUUUUAUUGGUAGUGAAGUGGUCAGUCCUACAGCACGUGGUGCAUCUCAGAGUUUUGCGCUAUUUUCCCAAAUGCUCUCGCGAACAGUAAUUUUGGCAAUUUAUUGGCCAAUUGCUGAAGCAAUUGGACAAGCGCUUACCUAUUUUAUUUUGUUUGUUAUUCCGAUGAUUGCAUCUUCCAUAUAUUUGUAUUUCAACUUGCCAGAAUGUAAGAACAAAACAUUCAAAGAAGUCAGUUGCACUGUUAUAUUCAAAAUUUAA
Messenger RNA from Enterobius vermicularis (human pinworm), 1080 nucleotides. The record is from the annotation of a GenBank genome assembly. Lineage: Eukaryota; Metazoa; Nematoda; Chromadorea; Rhabditida; Oxyuridae.